Galleria mellonella (greater wax moth) is the source of this 1846-nucleotide messenger RNA. RefSeq lists its product as uncharacterized. NCBI's taxonomy places the organism in Eukaryota, Metazoa, Arthropoda, Insecta, Lepidoptera, Pyralidae. Gene Ontology annotation, biological process: protein monoubiquitination; protein polyubiquitination. The record is from RefSeq and is a predicted model, not a curated record. The coding region runs from base 319 to 1317 and encodes 332 amino acids. The transcript has 4 exons. Gene Ontology annotation, molecular function: ubiquitin protein ligase activity; metal ion binding.
UAAUUCAUAAUACAGAAUUUUUGAAUUUUCCAAAAAAACAGCUACAUAAGCAAUGCAAAUUCACUUUAGUGUAUUAAACAAUAAUGGAAACUAUUGUUAUUAAAAAACGUACGUACGCACCUCGCCUUACCCGUGUGAGUGGUACGUCACUCUUCCCUGACGCAUGCCCCGCUCUCCCUUCGCCAAUGUCUGCUCAAACGCUCGACGCUUAGUCAGUCGCUUCUCGGAGCUCCUAACCGCGAUACGUGCGCAUACUUUCUCGCCAACCGCGUCAUUUAGUGCAAGUAAUCGUGAAGUGAAGAAGUAAUUCUUAAAAGCAUGGACCUGCCUCAACACUCCAACCGGCAACACAAAAUAGAGACUGUAUCUGAAGCAAUGCCAGAAGACAGUUCAGAUGCCAAACCUAGCAGUGUUAAGAGUGGUUCAUCAUCAUCAAAUUGCCCAAUAUGUCUGGGCACUUGUGAACACAAAUCAUUUACUGAUUCCUGCCUUCAUCAGUUCUGUUUUAAGUGUAUUUUCACUUGGAGUAAAGUCAAAACAGAAUGUCCACUUUGUAAACAAAAUUUUAAAUCCAUUAUCCACAAUGUAAUCUCCAGUCGUCGGUAUGAGCGAUAUAUGGUGGAACAGCGGGAAGAAGAGGAGACAAUUGAGAGACUGGACAAUGACGGUCCUUAUAUGAGGAAGUUCACAUACAUGACGACGUUGACGCUUUCGCGACAUGAGGGCAUCACUGUCCGGGAUAUUCUGGCGCAGUGCAUGAUGGCGGCGGAACUGUACCCGCCGCCGGCGCCGGAGUCGGGAUCAGCGUCGGCGCCCCACCGUCGACCUCCGCUACCCAUCUUCGACAUAACUAUCGAAAAAAUGUUACAAUCAAACACUGAUGAUGAUGAUGAUUCCUCCGAACCCAAGUAUAGAACGCGUGAGGUAGUGGACUUAGACAUAGUGGUGGACGGUGACGUUAUUGGACAAGAUACUGUGCCAUCGGAAAUAACAGCAAACACUCGAGAUGCUCAAAAAAAUCGGCCUAAGCCAUCAGUAAAGUUAACUUCGAAACGUCGCAUAAUAUACGAGAGCGAUGACUCGGACAGCGACGAAAGUGUGAUCCGACCGCCGGCCGUGCGCCGUCGCCGUCGCCUGCUCUCUGACGACUCCACCACCACCAGCGACACCUGCCGCACCACGGCCUGUAUAUCAUUGAUGAGCCCAUCCACCGAUGCCACAUCCACUAGCGACAACUAUAAUGAUUCUUCUAGUGACAGUGAUACAUCGUCUUCUAGCAGUAAAAGAAACAAAAUGCUGAAACGAAAAACUAAAUGAAAACCUUAUAAAGUAUUGGUACAGGGAAAGACGAGAAGAGGAGUAAAACAAAACGCACCACAUCACGGAUCCAUUGCAAAGAUGAGCAGCAUAUCCAAUAAUCACAAACACAGGCCUAGAAGAGAGCGCAAUCGACGGCCGACAAGAUGUGAGAGCAAAAUACUGAAAAAUGUCGUUAAUGUUGUGUACAAUAAAAACAAUGGUGAAUCAAGUUCAAAUGAAACAUGUAAGGUUAUAAAUAGUGCCAUAACAAAUUCGAAUCUUUAUACAUUACCUGAAAAAGGUUUAGCUGAAGAAAAACCUUCCUCAGUUAUAAACUGAUGAUGAGAAGUAACAUAGAUUCCGAUUUAAAAGAUAUAAUCUUCUGCUGAAUUUGAUUGUACAGAAAACAUCUUAAUGGUGGAUUUUAGUCAAUGGCAAUGCAAACAAUGUGAUAAAGUAUUUUUUUUUUUAUUUCUUUCCCUUUAGGUUUAUCAAUGAUGUUGUUUUAUCAAAUUUAGUUUGCAGUUUGUGUUUGCACUUUAAUUUG